AUGGAUAAUUUGUAUCGGGCUCUUCGACUGAGGAUGUCCUCAAAGAGGAAGUCGCCACCAACGAAGCUAUCGGAGGGCGGGGGCGGUGCGGGUACAGUGGCAGGGGCCAACGAGGAGGAGGAAGACACUACCUCGCCGGUGGCCGGUCCCGGUGCGGGCGAGGCUGCCGUCGUCGUCGUCGGUGAGGAGGGCGCCGCCACCCCCGUCGACAUCGAGGAGUGCUACUCGCAUCAGCGAGGCGGCGAGUGCGAGUCGUCCGGCUGUUCCUCGCCGGCGACGACCAGCGAGCCGGAUCUGCGCGACUCGCCGUCACCCUCGUUGAAUUCCCUGCGGACCGCCAAGCGACAGAGGUUGCUGUACCUGUCCAGCCAGGAGACCCUCACCCCGUAUCAUCCUCAUCACCAUCACCACCAUCACCAUCACCAUCACCAUCACCACACGAAUACGUCGUCGUCGUCGGGCGGCGUAGUGGAACCGGCGAGUUCCUCGGAGUGCGGCUCGCCGCCCACCCUCCUCUCUGUCGACACCUACUACUCCCAUCAUCCCCAUCACAACAACAACAACAACACCGUAACGCAAAACAACAACAACAACGGCAGCGGCACCGCCGCUGCCGGUAGCAAGAGGUCCAUGGACGACGUUCUGAAAAGGCUGACGUGCAAGAUGAAUAGCGAGUCCCUGUCGAUCCAGGACGACACCACUACUACUACCACCACCAACACCACCACCACCAUUAAUACCAGGCGGACGUCACCGCCGCUCUCCUCCACGCCGACUGGCCACAAUGCGCAUAGUGGAGGCGCAACCACCGUGGCGAAUAACGUGGCGCUCUCGUCCCCGGAUGCCGGAAGGAUAUCAAACACGGAGGCGCAAGUGCAGCAGGACGGCGUGGCGGCCCUUCACAGGGUCCUCUGCGGCGAGAGCGUGGCCGAGAAGGAGCGCCGGGUGUCGGAAAUGAUUCUACAGCUACAGCUGAUCAGGGAGCAAUUGUUGCAACAGCAGGAUCAGCCGAAGACGUCGUAUCCCGCACACAUGACGGUCGCAGACUCGCAGAAGCAAAUCGAGAUGCAGCGGCUGCAGACGGAGCACCUGAAGCGCCAGCAGCAGGAGCACAUCAUGCAGCACAACAUCCAGGAGCUGCAGGCGCAGAUGACGAAGAGCCAGCUGGGCAUGUCGGGGAUGUUCCUACCGUUCUUCGAGCAGCUCAGGGGGCUGCCCGUGCAGUCGCCCAUGCCGCUGCCGCCGGCCACGUCCACCGCCACCACUGGCAACAAGCAUAUCAACUCCAUCGCCAAUAUGAUCAGCGGCCACCGGGAGGGCCCGAGCUGGGCGACCGCGCACCUCGCGCAGAUGACCACGCAGCUGGAGAAGGAAUCGCCGUCGCCGGCACCAAUCUCGUCCGCGGUUGCGCCCACGGCGCCGCCGCUCCAGGACCUCGACGCGCCGCUCAACCUCACGAAGCCGAAGUCGACGUCGUCGGGUGCGACCGCGUCUUCCUCGUCGCCCGGAAGCGACUCGCACUCGACCGGCGCCGGAAGCAGCGGCCAGCAGGAGCAACCGUUAGCGGCGACCGCGCCCAAGCUGUUCCCGCCAGGUCUGCCGAUACCGCGGAAUUACCUGCCGACCCUCCCCUACGCCGGCUUGCCGCCGCAUCUCAGCACUUUGUCUUCGCCGAUGGGCAAAGUAAUGGGCAAAGACGAAGCCGGUGGACCCGGUGGAUCUGUGGCGGCUGCUGCGGUCGCAGCCGUGGAGAAGCACUUCGCGAUGCACGGGCUCUACGGAUUGCCGCCGAGUGCAGGUGCGAUGCCACCGUCGGCCCAGACUCAAAGACCGAUCAAGCAUUCUGGCUCUCGAGAGGAGACACCUCAGGAAGAGCAAGACUUCCUCUCGUCGUCUCACAUGUGGCGAGAUCCGACGUAUAAAGUAGCGGAAGACAUAACGGAAAAAGCUAAAAUGGUGAGGCAGCAAAAAAGGGAGAGUGAGAACAAACCGCAUAUCAAACGACCUAUGAACGCAUUUAUGGUCUGGGCCAAGGACGAGCGUAGAAAGAUCUUGAAAGCCUGCCCGGACAUGCACAAUUCGAACAUAUCGAAAAUUCUCGGCGCCCGGUGGAAGUCGAUGUCGAAUUCGGAGAAGCAGCCGUACUAUGAGGAACAGUCGCGGCUAUCAAAGCUGCACAUGGAGAAGCAUCCGGACUACAGGUACCGGCCGCGGCCGAAGCGCACGUGUAUCGUCGACGGCAAGAAGAUGCGCAUCUCCGAGUACAAGUCACUGAUGCGGCAGCGGCGGCAGGAGAUGCGGCAGCUCUGGUGUCGGGACGGUGGCGCCGAGAUGAACUUCCUGUCGCCGGUGGGCGCCGAUAUGGCCGGCGCGCAGCAUCAUCCGGCUGCAGGCGCUGGCCCGUCAGCACGGCCGUCGGUCUCGCCUCCGGCGACGAUGUUAAACGGCGGCGGUGCGGGUCCGAGCUCGGACCAUCCGUCGUUUUACUAUCCGCAGGAUAGUCUCUCGCCCACAGACAUGAUGAACUUCUCGCCCGAGAAUUCCGGCUCGAUCGGCGGCUACGACGCGAGUCCGCGGCACCACGACGAGGAUUGAACCGUGGCUCCGGGUCAGCCACUCUGGCCGCCCGGAGCGUCAUCAUCGUCAUCGUCGUCAUCGGUCACCGCGGCGGCAGCGGCGGCGGCCGCAGCGGCCGCAGUCGCGGCUUCCACGUCGCGGCUCGCUCAUGAGCUCUUCUGGUAACCGGAAGUUUGCGGUCCGGCCUCGGUGUGCCCGCUGUCUUCCGAAUCGUACGCGACGUCCGUGCGAAAAAAUAAACGCAAGACUGCAAAGAUGCGUUCGGAUUGCGAGCGCGCCGCUUUCCGGUGGAAGAGGAGCGUGCCGAAACCUCGCCGGAGGUUGUGAUAUAACGUUCCAUCUCUGUGCCAUCGUACACGAAGGACCUAAGGUAGCGAAGCCGGAGGCACCGAUGGCGCAGCCACUUGCUCGGAUCCAUCGUCACGUCGCUCGAUCGUGUUGAUGAUUGUUGAUGAUCGGGGAGACGUCGGUUGUCCUCCGCGAAUUUCUAAACGAUGCAGAAACGGUGCAUCAUGUGCUCAGACAGUCGAAUAGUUAAACGAACGACGAAAUUUUGAAAACUACCUUCGCCACGGCUAAUCGAGUUUACCUUUAUGCGUCGGCAGAAACUUGACAAUCCGUUCUCGGUAUUAUAAUUCGCAUGAUUUUCGCGGUUUUUCUUCAAGACACUGCCACUACUUGUUUCCAUUUCUUAGGCAGAGCAAAUUCUCUUUUAAAUGCAUUGUAAAUUCGCAAUUUCAAGCCGAAGCAACGCAUGAACGACGUAGCAGAACCCUCGUCUGAUAGACGUCGCAUUCUUCCUCAGACAAGCGUUUUCCCUCCGAUUUCUUCAUUCACAUCGACACACGAGCGACACCGGAGGGGCACGUUCACGCACGUGGCCGCCGUCACGCAUGUCGGCGUACCUCCCCGCACCUUUGCGCGUCGCACAAUCAAAACCGCAGUCCACACGGAAAUUCACGACGGACCUCGACGAGCGCGAGGGCACGCGAACUCGCGCGAUACUUUCCAGGGACAAUCGCGUGUCGCGCUGGUUCGGGGGAUCCGCGCGAUGGUUACGCAAUCAUCGUGAACCUCCGUCUUACCCUGGACGUAGAUAUCCACGUACACAUAACGCGAUGACACGAUAUACGGCCAAAAAGUUGUUCCUAUACCUUCUAGUGUGUGUGUGCAUGUGCAUGUAACAAUGCGCGCCGAUAUGAGAGAAGCGGAACGAAGACAGAAACGUAAAAAGCAAACGAAAAAGCUAGAUAAAGAAACGAGAAGAAACGCAUGAGUAAUGAACUGGUCCCUCGCAGCAUCCCCUGCACGGCACCUUCAUCUCGCGACCGCCCCGCAGUCACGCAAUUGUCCACCAAUAAUAAUGUAAUAAAACCACCGACGACUCCACGUUCGACGCGCCGAACGAACGUCGGAACGAGAGUGAGAGGAAGCUGGGGAAGACGACCCGGCCGCGCGAUCGAUCUCGCGCGUAGACGCGCGUCGCGGCUUCGUUCAAUGUAAAAAUGCCUAGUACUUAUAGUAUUUUCAUCGUUAAUUUAUUGACUGUAAAUGUAGAAGAAACGGCGGACACGCAACCGCGAGACGGGUAAGAAAGGGUAAGUCGCGAUUGAGCCAGGGGGAUGGGUACAGGGGCGAGAAGAGGGGCGACACGAUGCAAUAAGAUGGACACGGGAGAAUAAUAACGUCGAUAUGUUAGUACAACGUUACGGUAAAAUCGCGGAUGGGAUUACCACGGGGUGACACGCGCUCAUCGCGACAGUAAAAUCCACAAUCGCGCUUUAUCAGUUGCGGCCGACGUUCUCUGGUAGCGUGACACAGCGACGACGUCGCGUUACGUUACGUUUCACCGAAUUACGUUCUCGCGAAUGAGGGAUGAUGAUCGCGCGUACAUCCGAGAACGAGGGGAAGACGGGAAUCGACUGGGAGAAACCGCUACGGACUACGGUGCGAGCCGAUGCGAGAGGCGAGCACGCGGUCGUUACGGUAGGCAGCGUAGCCAAGCUGCGAGACGAUCGGGAUAGAGCGGUCUAAUAUGAUUUCGGAGCUCGAUGUGAUAAUACUUAUGUGCCAAAUAGCGUUUUCGCGGGCCGGGGGGUCGGGGGGUCGAUUAGAGCGGAGGGGUCCCCCCCGGUUCCGAGUCGCCUCGUUGGCUCGACGUGAAGCGAAUAUCUUCGCGUCUCCUCCUCUACCUUCCUUUUCUUUUUUCACGUUCUCUUUCUCUCUCUCUCUCUCUCUCCUUUUUCUCCUUUUCCUCGUCUCUCUCUCUUCUCCUAUUUUUUGUUAUUUAUAAUCAGUGCAAUUACGUACACGCGGUACCUAAUAUAAUUUUAUAAAGAGAGCCAGUAUCCUCGAUGUGCUGUGUCUGCACCCGUUUCGUUGGGGCUCGACCGGCGUCAGAUUAGGGUAUAGCUUAAUGUUGAUAAUAAUUUAUUUUAUGUAUAUAAUGGAUUUGUACAAUGUGUCGGGGGGAAGCGGACUAAUCGCGCGGCAUCCGACACGAGCGCCAAUAAUUAUUAAUGUACAGUGUAACUAUAUUGUGAUGUAUAUCUACGUAGCUACAUUAUAUAUGUAAUUAUUCGAGAUAUGUAGAUUAACGAAAUGUUAAACGCGACGCAUAUUCUUCUUUUCAUUGUCAUUAUUAUCUUUAUUAAUUAUUAUUAUUAUUAUUAUCAUUAUUAUAAAUGUUACGUUAGUAUUGAUAUCGUCGUUGCUUACUUAGUGCUAUUAUUUAAGUGAUCUUACUAUUUUUAAUAGUGAAGAAGGUUGUACGUGCCAGUUUAGACAAGAACGGCAAGUAGAAUUAAUCGUUGAUCGUUUUACGCUCGAAUACUCAAAAAUCGAAUUGCGACCUUGUCACCUUGUUUUGCGUAGUGCACAUUGUUUCCUUGAACUCGAAUCGCCUUCGGCGUGAUUUUGUGAUCGUUUCAGAAUGUCAGUUUUUUUUAUCAGUUUUUAACUUUUUUUCUCUCUUUUGCUUUAAAGAAUUUUAUAUUUCGAGAUGUGUGAUUCUCUAGAGCGAUUUUCUUUAUCGUCGAUUUCCAAAGAUGAACUUUGUGAAAUUUGUUUCUCCCUUAUUCAUCUCGCUGUCGGAUGAUUAGCAGCCUACCGUUUAAUUGGAAGACUAUAGAUGUUUCGCGUAAAAGAUCUGUUUGCAUCUUGCAUUUCUUUUCGAUUGUGCCAUACCCUUCAUUAUCGCGAGUAAUUCGAUUAAUUCGAAGAAGAGUUUGAUUGCUGCCACGCUUUGUGAGGAAUUUUGUGAGAUCGAGCCGUUUUGUGAUGACAGCGGUCACACGUGCAAUAGAGCUGGGCCGGCGUCUCGCUUCUUAAGGUCCCAUUAACGUUUCGUCGGACGUAGUGUUUGUUUUGGCAAAAAUUGGUUCUGCAUUCCAUCGAUUGCGACUUCUCGAGUUAUCUCGAUUAUUAUCUCCGUUGAAAUCUGCUUACGAUAUUUGCAGGCGCGAUCUCUUCACUUCCACGGGUGUCACGGACAUUACGCGAUAAUCCCUCAGCACACGCGAUUAAUUUACUGGCCUUCACAUGCAACCAAUGCGAAUGCAAACUGUAAGAAUAGUAAAUUGUAAAUCGAAUUACACAGCUACUAAUAUUAUAGUAUAUUUAACGUAAAGGAAAAAAAAGUGAACACACACUAACAUCCGCUCUCAAUAUUCCAAGCAUUCACUUCAUUUACAUGUACACGUUGUUGUUAAUGGUAUAAAAAAAAUAUAUAUAUAUUAUAUAUAAUAAAAAUAUAACGCUUUACCGAAAUUCAAUCUUAUAGUUUUAGGUAUACGACACUAUUUCUAGAUGAAAACUUGUAUGUAUGAGGGAUGUACAUAGCUAUGCAGUACUAGUGCACACAAGUGAGGAAACGGAAGCGGAGUGAGCGAGAGAGUGAACGAGAGCGAGGAAGCGAGAAAGAGAGAGUGCAUGUGUGUGUGCGGGUGCAUGUACACGUGAGCAAGAGAGAAAGAUAAAAGAAUAUAAAAGCAGUCAGAGUCGCACGUGUGGAUGGAACGAGAUUCUCGCGAUCAUCUUAACACUAUUCGUGUCGUGAUCGUGGUACACUAUAUCGGGUAUCAAUAGCGUAAAAUCAAAAUAUAUAUAUACAUUUAGGACGAUGGGUAAAUCGCUACUCUCUCUCUCUUUUUCUCUUUCUCUCUCUCCCUUUCUCUGGUAACGCUACUUUGAGUUUUAUUUAUUGUGAAAAAAAAAAGAACAAGUCUGUCGCGGCUGAAGUGUUAAGAUGAGCGUACAAAAGCAUUAUGGUAGAACAAAGGAAAAGUCAUUUUUCGGAGCGCGCAGUAAUCUGUAGUAGUCCAAUUGUCCAAUAAUGCCCAGACAUUCGUGCUUACCGUAAACGAGAAAUCGAGAUGCACCUG
This is a messenger RNA of Ooceraea biroi (clonal raider ant), 6959 nucleotides long. RefSeq names its product transcription factor Sox102F (gene Sox102F). The record is from RefSeq and is a predicted model, not a curated record. Gene Ontology annotation, biological process: regulation of transcription by RNA polymerase II; cell fate commitment. Lineage: Eukaryota; Metazoa; Arthropoda; Insecta; Hymenoptera; Formicidae. Gene Ontology annotation, molecular function: RNA polymerase II cis-regulatory region sequence-specific DNA binding; DNA-binding transcription factor activity, RNA polymerase II-specific. Gene Ontology annotation, cellular component: nucleus.